Molecule: messenger RNA, 1866 nt
Organism: Oreochromis niloticus (Nile tilapia)
Lineage: Eukaryota; Metazoa; Chordata; Actinopteri; Cichliformes; Cichlidae
Exons: 12
Coding region: 1148-1756 (202 amino acids)
Biological process (GO): proteolysis
Molecular function (GO): cysteine-type peptidase activity
Source: RefSeq, a predicted model, not a curated record
CGUUAGUGACCGAACUGCCACUGAAGAAAAAGAAAACUGAGAUAAAAGGGAAGACCACUGUUCAAACCUUUAAACAGGAACAGCACAAACAACAUGAUGCUCGUCAAAACCAGGAUGAGAGCCAGGAACAAAUAGCCGUUUGCCAAAAAAUAGCAACAUACAUGGCUAAUAAAGUGUCGGUCACAGUAUGGAAAGGAGAUUUAUGUGCCUUCAAAGUGGAUGCAAUUGUGAAUGCAGCUAAUGAAAGUCUCUCUCACAUGGGUGGACUUGCAAAGGCACUGUCUGCUACUGGAGGACGUACUAUCCAAGCAGAGAGUGAUGUCUUCAUUGCCAAAAAUGGCAAAUUAAAGGCUGGACAAGUUGCAGUUACCACAGCAGGCAAACUACCUUGCAUGAAGCUGAUUCAUUUGCAGUGAGCUCUGGAAUAUUCAACUUUCCAGUCUCAAUUUGUGCUGAUGUUGUAGUCACCACAAUCAAAAAGUACAUUAAACAUAAGAACCCCACAAGUCCUCCAUUUGAAAUACACCUGGUAAACAACGAUGAUCCAACCGUGAAGGAAAUGGAAAGGGCCUUCAAAGAGAUCCUUUUGGAGCCACUCUCUGAUGUCAGGAGGACAGGGCCAGAGGAUUCUCCAUCUACACUGGAAAGGACAGAGCACCUUGAGAGAAACACAACCGGUCUAACAAAGGACACUGCAUCACAGGUCGCAUAUUUGUGGAAACAACAGGAAACGGAAGUUGUUGUUUCUGUGGUCCCAUCUCAGAUUAGAGGUAACAACUUUGUCAUACGUCACAGUGAGUUCCUGACCCUUAGACCACACAGCUGGCUUGUUGGAGAGGUAUGUAAUCCAGGUAUUAACCCGCCUUCCCCCCAAAAGUACUGCAUAAGGAUAACGUUAAAGCUGGGGCAGAACAUUAGUUGUUCCCUACACAUUCAGUAAGUACUGCUUUAGAUCUACAUUCCAGGCAUAUCCUCAUGACUGAAUACUGAGUAUACCUAAGUAAAAAACUCUUUAUUAACCUUUGUAUUCAAAAAAUUUAUCAUGUUUACAAAGUAAUAAAAGUUUAUUUAUUAUACUCCUCAGGUCAUUGAAAGUCUCCUGCACCACUGGGCCAUUCGGCUGAAUCUGGGGAAUAAUAUCUACAUUAUGAACCACUACACGAGCGGUGUGAUCCUCUAUGGAGAGAGAGAACUAAUCAGGAGACAAAGCUUGUCCAAGGUGAACUUUGACAACUAUCGAGCCAUUUUAUCCUUUGUGAACAUUGGAAAUGUACACUGGAAGUUUCUGUACAUAAAUGCAGAUGACAGCUGUCUGUAUUUGGUCGAUCCUUCAAGAAACUCUUUGGAGCAGGAAGAGUCUGACCGUGCAGCCAAAAGAUUCCGUGAAUACUUCAAAAUGAGAAGGACAUGCUACAACAAAACAGACUGGGUGAAUGUGAGACUUCAAGGAGGAGUACUGACACAUCCAUUUCAACGUGAUGGUUCUAGCUGCGGAGUAAUGGUCAUCAUGAUGGCCAAAGCAGUAAUGGAAGCAUUCCCAAAUAAACCAGAAAUGACAUUUUGGACGACAAAAAAGAGAUGGCCCAGGCACGAAGGACAUUUGCACAGACAAUACUUGAGGCCUCAGUAUUUGACAGUGACACCAACUGUGCCAUGUGUGCAACAGCGAAACCACCCAAUCCAGGACCCUCCAUCACUGACUGGAUCCAGUGUGAUAACUGCAACUGCUGGUUCCAUUCUGAAUGCCUGGACAUGACAAAUGAACAGCUCAGCAGCGCUCAGAAGACAGAGUGGAAGUGUGUGCUUUGUGUAACCUAAUUCCACAUGCAGUGAAAGGUACUAGAAUAAUCUGCUUAUAGUUAUUAU